Molecule: messenger RNA, 1792 nt
Organism: Haliotis rubra (blacklip abalone)
Lineage: Eukaryota; Metazoa; Mollusca; Gastropoda; Lepetellida; Haliotidae
Exons: 3
Coding region: 54-1259 (401 amino acids)
Source: RefSeq, a predicted model, not a curated record
CCCCGCCGUGAUAUUACCGGAAUAUUGCUAAAAGCGGGUACCAGUGGGAGCACAUGAACGGCAGGUGUGGGCUGUGCGGUGACCCUUAUGAUCAACGACCUCGACCUCACGAAGCUGGAGGCAAAUACGCCAAGGGUAUCGUGACCGAGACCUAUCUCCAAGGGCAGAUAAUCAACGUGAAGAUCGAGGUGACCGCUAAUCACGGUGGCGUCUUCGCGUUCCGCCUCUGCCCUCUGCUGUGGUACAUGGGGGAAGCCAAUGAGCCGUGCUUUGAGCGCAACAAACUCCUUCUCGCUGACAGCAGUACCGAGUUCAUCAUCCCCCCUCCCGCUGUCGCCAAGGUGUACACCAUCCCCCUAGUGCUCCCGAGAGGCGUCAUUUGUACCAGGUGUGUCAUACAGUGGAAGUGGACCACAGCCAACUCGUGGGGAUGUGACGACAACACUGACUGCUGCAUUGGUUGCGGGCCCCAGGAGCAGUUUGUCAACUGUGCAGACAUCGCCGUCAUUCCCGCCAGGAGGGGGCAACGAUUCCUACCCCCGAGGCCAGUAAAGCCUGCCCCUAAACCCGUGCUUCAGAGGGACAAGAAGGUCGUUGUCUUCGGCUCUGACGGUAAACCUGUGCCCGACUCAGUUGACACCAAACCAGUCCCUGUCCACAGUCAAUACCAACAGAAUCCGCGUUCAUGGCCUCCACCGGCGAGAAUGCAGCCCCCGUACAGACCCCCUGGGCCCGGUCUACCGCACGUGUAUAACUCGUACAUCCCCAAACGGCCUCAGCUUCAGUCGCCCCAGACUGGUUUGUCAAAUCAAUACAUGGGACCAUCAUACAGUUCCAGAACAGCUCCCCUGGCGCAACCUCCUCCUCAACCUGCCUCUCCAUCAGUGUACAAUGCAUACAUCCCCAAAGCGGAAACAGCCCAGUCGCGUCACAUGGGGCAACCUUAUAGUUCAAGACCUGUAUUGAAACCUAAGGUGUCUGAGCCCUCUGACAGAACAGCCCCUGCAGAUUCUCCUAUCGCUGAAACCGGAUACGGAAGUCCGAAGGCAAUAUCCGAGUCCGAUGUACAGAGUACCCUUUUAAGUCAGCUUGCAUCUCUCAUGAGAAGUGGGAAACCGCCGAGCUGCCAUCCUAAAUUCCCGUCUCUCAACGUGGAUUGCAACAGAAACUGUUCGCCGAAUGGGAAUCACUGUGUCGCUAGGAAAGCCUCCGAGUCUCUCAACACUGCCUGCAUGUUAUUGUGUGCCGUCGCCGUGUGACGCCUGCAGGGUGAACCAGCAGAUAUGUGUGUAUAUAUGUGACAUAACGAUUGUUGCAAUGAUUGGACCCAUUACAAAAGCACUUGUCCAGCGAUGAGUGUCAGUUAUUGCUGGUAUAUAUCUGUAUAUAUGUAUAUGUUUUUAUCCCAUAAAUACUUCAUCCGCAAGAUGAAUGGAUUGCGAGGUGCGUCUUGCAGAAUAGGGCAGAAGUCAGAGUCCGGUAUCAGAUCUACUCACAAAACUGAUGUUGGUCCACUGAGUACAUCAAUGAUUUAUAAACUGUAUAUCCAUCAGGAUUGACAAACCAUGUUAUGAUGUAUUUUCAACAAUCCAUGCUUCACGUGACUAUUUAUCCAGUAAUUUGUACAGACGUCUCCACUGGGUUUAUUCCGUAACCUACCUUCCACAGCUGCGGUGACUCUGAGAGUGUGGGUUCCUGGGCGGGACUCAACCAAAGAAAAGUACUGGAAUCUGUACUCUACCGAGAAAGUGUAAUAUUAACGGAAAUAAGAAAAAUAAAGUUGCCUUAGUAA